Messenger RNA from Musa acuminata subsp. malaccensis (wild Malaysian banana), 2508 nucleotides. RefSeq names its product acetyl-coenzyme A synthetase, chloroplastic/glyoxysomal. The record is from RefSeq and is a predicted model, not a curated record. Gene Ontology annotation, molecular function: acetyl-CoA synthetase activity; AMP binding. Lineage: Eukaryota; Viridiplantae; Streptophyta; Magnoliopsida; Zingiberales; Musaceae.
CACUCUUCCCGUGUACGUCUCUUGGUCGAGGCGGCGGGUCGACGUGACCGUUUCGUUCCGCGAUGACGGCACGUCAGGCGGAGGCGGAGGCUGCAUCUACGCACGUGGCGUCCUUUGACCGCCUCCGGCACGUGGAGUCGAUGGCCCAGCUGCCGUCCGGCGCCGGACGGAUCUCCCAUCUCAACGCUGUCAUCCUCGGCGAGUCACUCGCCUCCGAGGAGAACGACCUCGUCUUCCCCUCCCACGACUUCUCCCGCAAGGCCCUCGUCUCCUCCCCCGAACAGUACCGAAAAAUGUACGAGAGCUCGAUAGAGGAUCCUGCGGGGUUCUGGUCGGAGAUUGCUUCGCAGUUCUAUUGGAAUAACAAGUGGGAUCCGGAGGUCUACAGCGAGAACAUUGAUGCGAGGAAGGGGACUGUAAAGUUCGAGUGGUUCAAAGGAGGCAGUACGAACAUAAGUUAUAAUGCUUUGGAUCGGAACAUUGAGGCAGGGAAUGGUGGAAAAGUUGCUAUCUACUGGGAAGGCAAUGAACCAGGUGAUGAUGGGCAGCUGACCUAUGCAGAGCUUUUGGAGAAGGUUUGCCAGCUUGCCAAUUAUUUAAAACAUGUUGGUGUUCGGAAAGGAGAUGCCGUGGUAAUUUACCUCCCUAUGCUAGUGGAGUUGCCAAUUGCAAUGCUAGCAUGUGCGCGAAUUGGUGCAGUCCACUCGGUUGUGUUCGCUGGCUUCUCUGCGGAGGCCCUUGCACAAAGGAUUAUUGACUGCAAACCCAAAGCUGUAAUUACCUGCAAUGCUGUGAGGAGAGGUUCCAAAGCAAUUCACCUCAAAGAGAUAGUUGACAGUGCUCUAAUUGAAUCUGUCAAAAAUGGAGUCUCCGUAGGCCUCUGUUUGACUUUUGAAAACAAGUCGGCCAUGAAGAGAGAAGACAGCAAGUGGCAGGAAGGAAGAGAUGUAUGGUGGCAGGAUGUUGUCCCACAAUUUCCAAUAAAGUGCUCUGUGGAAUGGGUUGAUGCAGAAGAUCCACUAUUUCUCUUGUACACAAGUGGUAGCACUGGAAAACCAAAGGGUGUUCUACACACAACUGGGGGAUAUAUGGUGUAUUCUGCGGCAACAUUCAAGUAUGCAUUCGACUAUAAGCCAUCAGAUAUAUACUGGUGCACUGCUGACUGUGGUUGGAUAACAGGGCACAGCUAUGUUACGUAUGGCCCUCUCUUGAAUGGUGCCACUGUUGUGAUAUUUGAAGGGGCCCCAAACUAUCCCGAUUCUGGACGUUGUUGGGACAUUGUUGAUAAAUACAAGGUGACAAUAUUUUACACAGCCCCAACCCUGGUGCGUUCGCUGAUGCGUGAGAGUGAUGAGUAUGUCACUCGCUACCACCGGAAGUCUCUGCGUGUUCUUGGUAGUGUAGGCGAGCCAAUUAAUCCUAGUGCAUGGAGGUGGUUUUACAAUGUUGUUGGGGAUUCACGAUGCCCUAUAUCAGAUACCUGGUGGCAAACAGAGACUGGUGGCUUCAUGAUUACGCCUUUACCUGGUGCUUGGCCCCAGAAGCCCGGUUCUGCUACCUUUCCUUUCUUCGGAAUCGAGACAGUCAUAGUUGAUGAGAAAGGGAAUGAGAUAGAAGGUGAAUGCAGUGGAUAUCUUUGCAUCAAGAAGUCAUGGCCUGGUGCAUUCCGUACGCUUUACGGUGACCAUGAAAGAUAUGAAACCACAUAUUUUAAACCAUUUGCUGGUUAUUAUUUUUCUGGCGAUGGAUGCAGAAGAGACAAGGAUGGUUACUUUUGGCUCACUGGAAGAGUUGAUGAUGUCAUCAAUGUGAGUGGACACCGUAUUGGCACUGCAGAGGUAGAAUCUGCUCUGGUCUCGCAUCCCCAGUGUGCAGAAGCUGCCGUAGUUGGUGUUGAACAUGAGAUCAAAGGGCAGGGCAUUUAUGCUUUUGUCACUUUGGUGGAGGGCAUUCCAUUCAGUGAAGAGCUCCGGAAAAGCCUUGUUUUGGCAGUUAGAAACCAGAUUGGUGCAUUUGCUGCCCCUGACAAAAUUCACUGGGCACCCGGACUGCCAAAGACGAGAAGUGGAAAGAUCAUGAGAAGGAUUCUACGAAAAAUUGCAUCCGGGCAGCUGGACGAGCUCGGAGAUACCAGUACACUUGCUGACCCCAGUGUCGUGGACCAACUAAUCACACUCCGUGAUUGCUAGUAAAAAUAAUUGGCAUUCAUCGAUUUUCUUGAAUGUUAACACACUUAUGGUGUGAUUUUAUGUGAUCGUAUAUGUACAUGGAUAUUUUUGCUGCCCUGCCAGGAGAAUUUUUAACAGAGUAAACAAAUGUGUGGGAGCAUUGUCACUGUGGUUCCUGCUGCAAAUGUUACAGUGCUAGAGUAGUUUAGCUGUUUAUAGUUUAGCUGUUUAGCUUUGAAACUUCUGAUGAAUUAAUUAGUGAAAGGGUUAGAACUCGGGUCCUCGUGAUGUAGAUAUAGUUAUGAAAUUGGUUACCAUAUAAUCUUCAAUGGUUGUGGCA